AUGGGGAACUACGUUUCUUGCGCUUUAUCAAACCCUUUGGGAUCAUCAAAAACAACCAAAGUGAUUCUCGCCACCGGAGAAAUCAGGAGAUUCCAGGAACCCAUCAAAGCGGCUGAGCUGAUGCUUGAAACUCCAAACUUCGUCGUCGUAAACUCUAAGUCACUCAAGCUCGGCCGCAGAAUCUCUCCUCUAAAUGCAGACGAAGAUUUAGAGUUGGCCAACGUAUACGUCAUGUUUCCGAUGAAGAGAGUGAACUCUUCGGUCACCGCAGCUGACAUGGGAGCUUUGCUUAUUGCUGCUAAUUCGGCAUCCAGAAAGGGUUUCGCAGGAAAUGUAAGGAUCUUGCCGGAAACUGAUGAAGAGGAGAAUGAGGAGGAAUGGUCAAUGCAGCCGAAUCUUAACUUGGAUGAUAUCGAAGAGUUUUCAGCUCCAGAGUUUAUGCAUAGGUUAUCCAUGACAAGGUCCAAGAAACCAUUGCUAGAAACCAUAGCCGAGGAGCCUAUUCGUGCCGAAUGA
This is a messenger RNA of Hibiscus syriacus, 516 nucleotides long. RefSeq lists its product as uncharacterized. The record is from RefSeq and is a predicted model, not a curated record. Lineage: Eukaryota; Viridiplantae; Streptophyta; Magnoliopsida; Malvales; Malvaceae. The transcript has a single exon. Bases 1 to 516 code for a protein of 171 amino acids.